This is a messenger RNA of Miscanthus lutarioriparius, 489 nucleotides long. The record is from the annotation of a GenBank genome assembly. Lineage: Eukaryota; Viridiplantae; Streptophyta; Magnoliopsida; Poales; Poaceae.
AUGUCAGCAGGUGCUCCUCUCUCCUCGUUCGAUCCCAGCUCCUCUCGAGUCGUCGCCCCUUCGGCUCCUGCUGCGAUGCUGAGCCCACCUCCGGCCCCACCCGCAGCGGUGCAGGAUGAGAAGCGUCCCUCGCCGCCGAUGAAGGUGAAGCUGCUUUUUCCGUACGCUGUGUCCUGCGUGUUCGGCGGCAUGGGCCGCGCCUGGGGCAUGGCUAUGGUCGGGCUCCACGCUGUGCUCUGCAUCAUCAAGGUCCUCUCCUUCACUACAGAUCCCGAGGUGGCCCGCUUCUGGGUACCGAUCUUCAGCGUCUGGGUGUACCUCGGCAUCGCCGCGAUCGUGCUCAUGACGUGCGUGAACAUCGUCUACUACAUGCCCGUGUAUGGGGUGUACGCCAUGAAGUACGAUCUGCCGCCGCAGCAGCCGGCGGCAGCGGUAGUGGCGACACCUGAACAGCUCCCACCUCCUCCUCCGGAGAUGGAUAUGUGUUAG